Phragmites australis (common reed) is the source of this 2006-nucleotide messenger RNA. Its product is annotated as pentatricopeptide repeat-containing protein At5g43790-like. Gene Ontology annotation, biological process: RNA modification. The coding region runs from base 1 to 1803 and encodes 600 amino acids. Gene Ontology annotation, molecular function: zinc ion binding; RNA binding; protein binding. NCBI's taxonomy places the organism in Eukaryota, Viridiplantae, Streptophyta, Magnoliopsida, Poales, Poaceae. The transcript has a single exon. The record is from RefSeq and is a predicted model, not a curated record.
AUGGGCCCACUCGCAGAUUCAGCAGCCCCCGGCCGCCCCCGUCCCGCCGACCCGCUGCGCGCGCUCCGAACCUCCCGCCGCCGCGCCGCGCCGCGUGUCUUCGCUCAGCUCCACGCCCUCCUCCUCACCUCCGGCCACGCGCUCCACUCCCCGAACCUCGCCCUCCUCUUCCGUCUCUCCCCCGCCUCCUUCUCCCUCUCCCACCGCCUUCGCCUCCUCCUCCGCUCCCCGCUGCCCCCGACCACCUUCCUCGCCAACUCCCUCCUCCUCGCCUCCCCACUCCACCUUCCCUCCGCCCUCGCGCUCUACGCCCUCCUCUUCCUCCUCCCUCCCUCCUCCUCUCCGCUCCGCCCCAACGCCUUCACCUACCCGCCCCUCCUCCGCGCGGCGCCCCCGGGCGCUUCUCUCGCGCUCGCCACCCAUUCGCUCAAAUUCCUCGGCGCCCACGCCGCCGUCCGCGACCGCGUCCUCGGGGCCGCGCUGCUCGACGUCUUCGCCCGCUGCGGUAGGAUUGCCUCCUGCCGCCGGGUGUUCGACAGGAUCGCCCACCCAGACCUGCCGGCAUGGAACGCGCUGCUGUCUGCCUACGCGCGCUGGGCGAGGGACCUGUCGUGCGCGGACUCGGCGGGCGUGGUUCUUGACCUGUUUACGCGGCUUAUGUCGUCGGCAGUCAGCCCGAAUGAGAUCACGCUCGUCGCCGUCAUCAGCUCGUGCGGCGAGGUUGGCGCUCUCGGGCACGGUGUUUGGGCGCACGCCUAUGUCCUGAAGCGACGGCUCGCCGUGAACUGCUUCGUUGCCACCGUGCUUGUGGAGAUGUACGCCAGGUGCGGGAGGCUGGACCUGGCCGAACAGGUGUUCGCCAGCGUUGCGGACAGGGACACGCGCUGCUACAAUGCGAUGCUCCAUGGCUUGGCCGUCCAUGGGCAUGGCCGUGCUGCGCUUGCCAUGUUUGACAGGAUGUGCAUUGAGAAGGUGCCGGUGGAUAGCGUCACCAUGCUGGCUGUGAUGUGUGCGUGUGCUCAUGCUGGAAUGGUGGAUGAAGGACAGCAGUACUUUGAUAGGAUGGAGGUUGAAUUUGGGAUUGUGCCGAGGGUUGAGCACUAUGGAUGCUUGGUUGACAUGCUGACCCGGGCAGGUCGACUUGAUGAUGCUGAGAGGAUCAUUCAGGGCACGGACGUCGCACCGAAUGCAGCAAUGUACAGGUCUCUGAUCCAGGCUUGUGGGGUUCAUGGCAAGCUGGAGCUUGGGGUGAGGAUGAUUGGACAGUUGAUGGAACUCGAGCCAGAGCACAGUGGGAAUUAUGUCCUGCUGUCCAACUUCUAUGCGAGAAUGAACAGAUGGGAAGACGCCAAGAAGGCGAGGAAAGAGAUGAAGGCCAUGGGCAUUGACAAGAGUCCUGGGUCAAGUCUUCUGGACAUAGAUGGCGUUCUCCAUGAGUUUUUGAUGGGUGACAAGUUGCACCCUGCCUCGAUCCAGAUAUACGCCAUGGUUGAAGAGAUCGAGGCCAGAUUAAGUGAGUGUGGGCGCCGGCCGAGCACCGCAGCCAUGCUGUUUGAUGUCGAGGAGGAAGACAAGGCUGAUGCCCUGUCCUACCACAGUGAGAAGCUCGCCAUCGCCUUUGCGCUGAUUGCUUCCGCUCCAGGCGCACCCAUCAGGAUAAUCAAGAACCUCCGGGUCUGCACCGAUUGUCACGACAGCGCAAAGCUUGCCUCACGGGUAUAUGGAAGGGAGAUCAUCAUGAGGGACCGGACCCGGUUCCAUCACUUCAGAGACGGGGAGUGUUCCUGUGGAGAUUUCUGGUAAAUACUCAAUAGCUUGUGUUGUACACCAUGACCAAUGUUAGUGUUCAUUUUUUUUUUUUGCCGAAUUGAACACUCUAAAUCCGAGUCGGAUUUCGCUCUUGUGUCCAAAUUUCUUUGUUGAAUUGGACACCCGAUCCAAAUCGGAUUUCAAUACAUGUGUCUGUAUCCAAGUUUAUCAUAUAUUUGUUUUGAUAUCAUAGCUCA